GAAGGGAAUUCUUUUGGUCCUCCUACACUGCCUGCUAACCAGAACAACGUGCGACGCGACCAGCUUUUGGCCGCUCUCGCCCCGACGAACUUGGGGCCGAAGAUCCCACCAACUUCGACUUACAAGACCGUGUUGUCCGGGCACAAGGUGGUUUCCUUCGAGUUGGUUUGCGCCUUGCAAUCGAUUGAAGGAGUUUACCCCGUCCUCAUACGUAUUGCCCGCACCGGCUCCAUCGUUCGCAUGAAGUGCGGCCGUGGUACGCCACCUUGUAGUGCCACCUGCAACCUGUCGAUGGGGCUUCCUUUCACCUGCGGCGACAAGUUUGGCCAACAUGUACACCACGACUAUGAUGUCAUCCCGACGUUGUUCACCGUCGUACCCGCGCACGGCGCGGAAGAUGUCGGUCCCUCCACCACUGGUGGCGCCAUAAUUGGAUCUGCACUAUCUAUUGGAACCCAGGCCAAAAAACGCCGUUCAACCCAAUCGACCGACGACAACGGCAUCUCCGAUUCCGUCAUCGACGACGUCGAGCACAUAAGCUCCGACGAAGACUCCGACGAGGACUCCGACGAGGACUCCGACGGCUCCGGGAGCAACAACGACAGCGACGAGUGACUGCUUGUUUUCGAAAAAUCCUUUGAUUUUCUUCCUCAGAUGGUUUUCCGUCUUUGGCGUUUUUCACGGAACGGCUUUUUGCUAUGCCUUUGUAAUUGUAUCUGCUCGUAGCCUUCGGAUAUUAUUGUAUGAUUAUUGUGACAUCGUGUGUCCGUAAUUACUAUCAGUUCAUCGACGACGAUAUUAAGUUUAGACGACGUUGGUGUUGCACAUUGCUCGUAGACAGGGUUGAUGAAAGCAAUGUUAUUUAUUUUCGAAUGAUAGAUCCUGAAAUCCUGCAUAAUGACUGUGUUCGAACCGACCUAUCAUCUUCUUACCUAGCUAGAUGCUUUUCUUCAUUGAAGGCGCUUUCCACAGGAGACUUUUCUGUUCGAUAUGUUCGUGUGCCUGUCUUUACUAUUACUCACCAACUACUAUAUUAAAGUUAGACCCCGUUGAUGUUACACAUUAUUGCCUGUAGACAGGAUUGAUGGGAGCGAUGUUCUUUGAUUUUGUUUGGUUAUUUUCACACAACGAGCCUACUCAACGAUGUUUCCUCCCGUGGAAACGUUCGGCCCCACCUAACAGCCUACGAUCCAUCUUCAAGACAUUAAAUGUUCUGUUUCUCUGAUUCUAAAAACUUCACGACUCCGAGUUUCAACCUUGACCCUGCUCGCGAAGCUAAAUAUGGUGGCCGCCCGCCCUACUGGGGGGCGGGGGGCCAAUCGUUCCCCCUAGUAACACCGAUAGGUGAGACAACAUUGUUACCGGCGCGGAAAUGAACUAAAUAUUUUCGUUCUAGAUUUCCAACGCACCCCCGGUGCGACGAACUCCCAUGGGUGCGAUACGGAAGAAAUCACGGUGGCCAUUUUUGAAUCUUUUCUUCACCUACACGUCGACGGAACCAUACAUUGUACUUCGAAGUACAAAAAUAAUGGGAUGGCGCCCCAAUUGAACCUGCCGGCACCCUCACAGCCGUUCGUCACAUGCAGUUCAAAACGUGGCCCGGAGGGGACCGGUACCUUGCGGAAGGGCGGGUUUCUAUGUCCUAAGCAGGGUUUAUAUCAUUGAUAUCGCACCGGGUGCGUGGACACCGAUACCGGUGCAAACAUGCAUUUCCGUGUUGUGUAUCAUUCAUUUCUUGCUUUUUUCGCCCCCCGGUCCCAUGACAACGAUGAACGCAAAAUCAACAAUGGGUGCCAUUACACGCACUUUUUCGGUACUGGCACACAACAACAGGUGUUUACUGUCAACUCGGUCUCUCGUGUGUCUCCUGUUUGUCAGCUGCUCGAUGGGGUGUGCACGCCCAUCUCUCUGUGCCGUCAGUAGUAGCCGCGGGUGUUGCCCGGCGCUGUGCUCAUCGACGCUCGCUGUGCCUCUCUCGCACAGCACCACCACAACCGAACCGAGAGAGACACAACCAUACGUUCUUCUCCUCCGCUUCGGCCGGUAGCUAAGAAAGGUUGUGAGGUCACACUCUCCCGUCGCUUUCCUCUUCUUUGAUGUGUGCCUUCCUUCAUCCUCCUGGUCCUCUUCUAUGUCUCUGUCAUUGU
This is a messenger RNA of Ectocarpus sp. CCAP 1310/34, 2147 nucleotides long. NCBI's taxonomy places the organism in Eukaryota, Phaeophyceae, Ectocarpales, Ectocarpaceae. The record is from the annotation of a GenBank genome assembly.